Struthio camelus australis is the source of this 2545-nucleotide messenger RNA. NCBI's taxonomy places the organism in Eukaryota, Metazoa, Chordata, Aves, Struthioniformes, Struthionidae. The record is from RefSeq and is a predicted model, not a curated record.
UCUCUGGGCUCCGCUUGCCGCAGGUCUCAUCACCAGCAGCCAGUCCGCAGCUUACGCGAUCAGCAAGUUUAUCAGCGGCGUCCUCUCUGAUCAAAUGAGCGCCCGCUGGCUCUUCUCAUCUGGCCUUCUGAUGGUGGGCUUGGUCAACAUGGUCUUCUCCUGGAGCUCCACCGUGACAGCCUUUGCUGGGCUGUGGUUCCUGAAUGGGUUGGCUCAGGGCCUGGGGUGGCCACCCUGUGGGAAGGUGCUGCGAAAAUGGUUUGAGCCUUCCCAGUUUGGGACUUGGUGGGCAAUCCUGUCUACAAGCAUGAACUUGGCUGGGGGCUUAGGCCCCAUUGUUGCUGCUCUCGUGGCUCUGAACUACGAUUGGCGUAUGACUUUGUCCUUCUCUGGCUUCAUCUGCGUGGUUGUCUCUUUUGUUUGCCUUGUCCUGAUAAAAAAUGAGCCGUCGGAUGUUGGGCUACCCAACAUUGAACAAGGAACCAAGAAAGGGAAGAAAGGGUCCUCCAGAGACAAUAGCACUCUGACAGAGCUGCUGCUCUCGCCAUACCUCUGGGUGCUCUCAACGGGCUACCUGGUUGUUUUUGGAGUGAAAACAUGCUGUACAGACUGGGGGCAGCUCUUCCUGAUCCAGGAGAGGGGACAGUCUGUGCUUAUAGGUAGUUCCUACAUGAGCGCCUUGGAGAUUGGUGGUCUGGUGGGCAGCAUUGCUGCUGGGUACCUUUCUGACAGAGCAGUAGCAAGAGUAGGUCUGUCAAACUACGGGAAUCCUCGGCACGCGCUGCUGCUCUCCAUGAUGGCGGGAAUGUGCGUUUCCAUGUAUCUGUUCCGGGUCACAGUCACAGGCGAUUCUCCCAAGGAAAAUGACGUCUGGACUGUAGCCUUGCAACCUCUAGCUGAUCUUACUGGCCUAAAAGAACAUGAGCUGUGGAUACUGACUCUCGGAGCUGUGUUCGGGUUUUCUUCGUAUGGCCCCAUCGCCCUCUUUGGGGUUAUAGCCAACGAAAGCGCCCCCGCCAACUUGUGUGGUACCUCCCACGCCAUUGUGGCUCUCAUGGCCAAUGUUGGGGGUUUUCUGGCUGGACUACCGUUCAGUACCAUUGCCAAACACUACAGCUGGGCCACAGCCUUCUGGGUAGCUGAAAUCACCUGUACCGGUAGCACAGUGGCCUUCUUCUUAUUGCGGAACAUCCGCACCAAGAUGGGUCGGCUUCCCGAGAAGGCUGACUGAGGAUAAGCUGCUUGGUCAAAAGGAUGACCCUACACUGACAGGAAGGAUGCACGUUUCUUUAUUUACUGGCCUAGGAGCGCCUUACCUAUUGCUGCAACCUAGAUAAAAAUGUCUCAAAUUCUCAUUCGCUGUCACGUGCCUGAAGGCAUAAAGUUCCUGGUACUGGUACUUUUUUCCUAGAAAUGUGAUAAUUCAGCUCGUUGACAUUCGCAAAUGUCUUACCAUACCUCCUCUUCACAGCACUGUUCGUGAUGUAAGCAGGUUUUGCAGCCUGAGCUACUAAACUGAAAGUACUGUAAAAUGACUGGCUUCAGGUGCUGUCACAUUCAGUUUUGUCCUUAUCGUUGGUCUUAACCGUUAACUGGCAACUGAGCCUCACUGUUUAGGGGCCCUGAACUGAGGCUUUGCUACUUUCAUUCAGCCCUCCUAGCUGCUUGAGUGCAGCUGUCUUAGUUUAUUAGGUAUGAGCUCCCUGCUGUCUCUGUGUCCUGGAACAGUGGCAGACCUGUGAGUAACAAUUACUGGAGCGUUGCUUUGCAGCUGACGCAAGGCAGCGUCCUGUUAGCUUUACCCUGGAUUAGCUGGUACAAGCUAGGGUGGUGCUGCAUGUGCUGCUGUGACAUGGCUCUCUCUCCAGCACUUAGAAAUAGGCAAGCUUCCCAGAAAUUCUUGGCACUUCAGGGUAAAGCACUUAGUUAGAGGAGCGCCUUCUGUUGAACUGAUCCUGCCCAGAGUGAUUUGCACGUACGGUGUUAAUGAUUUGCAAGGUGGGCAGCUGCUGCCAAGGCAACUUGCAGAAAGCAGUCUGCAGACCAACCAGGAAAACUGACCCAGCAGCAGGUGUUGCAACAGCAACUACCGCAGGCCCACGUUUUCUGCAGCUGGGUUUCAUAACCUGGUAUUUCUAGAAUUGGCUUGCAUUUUUCAGUAGUGUGGCAUGUCUGCAGUCAAAAGCUGGCUCUCAUGGCUGUAGGUAGUAGUUAGGGUCACCUCUGAGAGAAGGCCUUAGCAAAGCUACUGCUGACAGUGAGCAGCCAUUAGUAGUCAAACCCAGUGGUCUCUGCAGUUAAGUUGCCUCAGGUUUUUUUACCAGGAUUUUGUCGAAUAUUCUUGUAUUUCUCCAGAAGGAUUUAUUGCUUUAGGGUCCUGGAAGAAGGAAGUUCAACUCAUGAACAACCUCUACACAGGUACUUUGCUGAACAGAUUAGAUGCAAGAGUAGGUAGCCCUAAUGAAGAUAACGGACGUAAAUUACAUGUUGUACUUAAUUGUAAGAUCUACCACCUGUGAAAUAAAAAUGAAGCAGUAUCAUAAUA